CUCUUUUUGUUUUAUCUUUUUAUUGCCUCGUGUCCUGCAUGAACACAGAGGGAUUGGAGAAGUCCUGCGGAAACCCCCAAGCUGCCACAGCAGGAUGCCCAGGAGAAAACAACAAGCACCCAGGCGCUCUGCAGCAUACGUUCCUGCGGAGGAAUUAAAGGCAGCUGAAAUUGAUGAAGAUAAUGUAGAAGAUGAUGGGCUUUCGUUGGAUGUCCAAGACAGUGAAUAUUUAUUCAAUGAGGAACCAGACAACAAAGAGACUCACAGCUAUCAAAAUUCUCCUGUCAGUAGUGCAACUAAUCAGGAUGCUGGCUAUGGUUCACCCUUUAGUGAAGCAAGUGAUCAUCUUGCAGAUUUUAAAAGUACUUCCUCUAAGGAUGGGCAAGACAGGGAAGACAGCCAGAAUGUGGACAACACAUCUUACCCUCAGGACAGCUUGGCACAAAUCAAAGCAGUCUAUACAAAUUUGCUUUCUGAGUGCAGUUGGUCUACUCUGGCUUUAGAUCUGAAAAAAUCAAACUCCAGUCCCAAUGCAAGUCAACAGAGUAGUACAACUAACAGCACUAGUAGUCACAACGGUCCUGGGUAUGACUGGCACCAGGCAGCCCUGGCAAAGACUUUACAGCAAACAUCAUAUGGACUUUUGCCAGAACCCAGCUUGUUUAGCACAGUGCAGCUUUAUCGACAGAACAAUAAACUGUAUGGGUCUGUGUUUACUGGUGCCAGCAAGUUUCGAUGCAAAGAUUGCAGUGGAGCCUAUGACACACUGGUUGAACUGACUGUGCACAUGAAUGAAACGGGUCAUUAUCGUGAUGACAACAGAGACAGAAAUUAUGAUCGGACAAGACGCUGGUCUAAACCUAGAAAGAGAUCACUUAUGGAGAUGGAAGGGAAGGAAGAUGCACAGAAAGUCUUGAAAUGCAUGUACUGUGGACAUUCCUUUGAGUCUUUGCAAGACCUAAGUGUUCACAUGAUUAAAACGAAGCAUUACCAAAAAGUGCCUCUGAAAGAGCCAGUACCCGCCAUCACAAAAUUGGUCCCCUCAAUGAAAAAACGGGCUCUUCAGGAUAUUGUUUCACCUGAUUCCCCUGAACAAGCAGGAAUCUCCCCAGGGGCCAUUGCAAGUGAUAAUACAAAGGACCCAAAAACUGCCAAUCCAUACGUGACCCCUAACAACAGAUAUGGAUAUCAAAAUGGUGCUAGUUACACAUGGCAGUUUGAGGCACGCAAGGCUCAAAUUCUAAAGUGUAUGGAGUGUGGUAGCUCUCAUGACACUUUGCAGCAGCUGACUGCUCAUAUGAUGGUAACCGGACAUUUCUUGAAAGUGACCAGUUCUGCAUCAAAGAAAGGCAAACAGCUUGUCAUGGAUGCAGUGGUGGAAGAAAAAAUUCAGUCAAUACCUUUGCCACCAACUACACAUGCAAGGCUACCAGCAUCUUAUAUAAAAAAACAACCAGACUCACCAACUACAUCUCCACUUUCUGAAGACAGAAAAGAUAUUGAAAAGGAGAAGGCAACCAGUCCAGAGCCAGAGAUGAAGAUUAAAGAAGAAAAUGAAGACUCUGAAAAAACUGAGCCUGCAACCUCUUACCAGUACCUCAGAGAAGAAGAUUUAGAUGACAGUCCUAAAGGCGGCCUGGAUAUUUUAAAAUCACUGGAAAAUACAGUGUCCUCAGCAAUCAGUAAAGCUCAGAAUGGAACACCAUCAUGGGGAGGGUAUCCUAGUAUCCAUGCUGCUUAUCAGUUACCAGGAACUGUAAAAACACUACAGCCAACUGUACAGAGUGUUCAGAUGCAGCCUUCUUAUGCCAGCAGUGUCAAAUCAAUGUCAUCUGAUCACAAUGCUUUGAUUCACUCUCCUGGAAGUUUAACCCCUCCGCCUCACAAAAGCAAUGUCUCUGCAAUGGAAGAAUUAGUUGAGAAGGUGACUGGAAAAAUCAAUAUAAAGAAAGAUGAAAAACCAGUAGAGAAAGAAAGGGUAAGUCCAGUCAAGCCAACAUCUCCAGUGGCAAAAGAAAACAAAGACAUUCUUAAAUCCGAGGAAGCUAACUCUAAAGUUAUAAAGAAAAAUGUAGAGGCUGAAAGUCCAAGGGCACCAAAGGCAAAAAAAGACGUUCCAUUGGAGCCACAUACACCAAAUGGAACAGAGCCUCUUAAAGCAAAAGUUACUAAUGGAUGCAACAGCUUAGGAAUUAUUACCGACCACUCAUCUGAGCCAUCAUUUAUUAAUCCACUGAGUGCAUUGCAGUCUAUAAUGAAUACUCAUUUAGGAAAAGUCUCAAAACCCAUUAGUCCAUCUUUGGAUCCUUUGGCAAUGUUAUACAAAAUUAGCAAUAGCAUGUUGGACAAACCAGUCUACCCGACUACUCCUGUCAAACAAGUAGAUUCUAAUGAUCGGUACUACUAUGAGAACAGUGAUCAGCCAAUUGAUUUGACAAAAUCUAAAAACAAACCUCUUGUCACGAGUAUGACAGACCCUGUUUCCCCUCCUCUUAGAGAAAGCGCACUGAUGGAUAUUUCUGACAUGGUCAAAAACCUCACGGGACGCUUGACACCCAAGUCAUCUACACCAUCUACUGUAUCUGAAAAGUCAGAUGCAGAUGGCAGCAGUUUUGAAGAGGCAUUGGAUGAAUUGUCACCAGUGCAUAAAAGAAAGGGUAGACAGUCCAACUGGAAUCCUCAACAUCUUCUCAUACUUCAGGCCCAGUUUGCAUCAAGCUUACGGGAAACACCUGAAGGCAAAUAUAUAAUGUCAGACUUGGGACCUCAAGAACGGGUGCAUAUUUCUAAAUUUACUGGUCUUUCAAUGACCACAAUUAGCCACUGGCUGGCCAAUGUCAAAUAUCAGUUGAGGAGGACAGGAGGUACAAAAUUUUUAAAGAAUUUGGACACAGGACAUCCUGUUUUCUUUUGCAAUGAUUGUGCCUCUCAGUUCCGGACUGCUUCAACAUAUAUAAGUCAUUUAGAGACACAUUUAGGCUUUAGCUUAAAGGAUCUUUCAAAGAUUUCUCUCAGUCAGAUUCAAGAACAACAGAAUGUUUCAAAAGCUAUCACAAAUAAGGCUUUAAACUCAAUAGGUCUUAUUGACGAGGACUCGGGCUCCACAUUCCAGUGUAAGCUUUGCAACAGGACUUUUGCAAGCAAACACGCAGUUAAACUGCACCUUAGUAAAACACAUGGAAAGUCCCCAGAGGACCAUGUAAUAUAUGUAAGUGAAAUAGAAAAACAGUAACAUCCAGUUAUGCAGCCAGGUAUGCAAGUGACCACAAGAACAUUGCACUAAACAUAUUCAUAAUACUGCACUAGGCCUGACCUGAGCCUCUGAAAUCAGUCUUAUUUUUUGUUGCUGAACUGACUAUCUGGAAUUUUUUUUUUCUUACACAUAUUUUAUAUUUAUAUUUAUAUUAUUUGUCUGAUUUGUGCAUGUUUUCUUUUUUUUUUUUUUUGUGAGUCAAUGUCUGACCUUUAAUUUUCAACAUCUGUUCUUGAUGUUAAGCUAUCUUUUGUAGAAUGUAGUGGGAGACACCAUUGAGAGACAUUAAUUUAACCACAAAGCAACACAAAGAACAAUGACAAAAAAACAAACAUCCUAAAAUUAACACGUUGCCAUGACAAUAAAGGUUGGAAAAUCUAGUGGCGUCAAGUUAACCCUUUGAGCACUGCCAUAGCAUUUCUGUGCCUUUUCAUAUUAAAAAAAAAACAUAUUUAACUAAAGUCUAUACAAUUCAAACAUUUAAAAAUUAAAAUAUAUUAGUUUAAAAAUAAUGCAGAACAUAAAACAAAUUAUGCAUGCAGCCCUGGGAUGAAGGAGGAACGCUAUAUAGUACUCUUAGGGUUACAAUGCCACAUAUGUAAAAAAAAAAAAUGAAAUAGUAAAUAAUAGUACAAAACGAAGAACAAGAUAGAAUAUAUAUCAUAUAUACUGUACCAUUAAGUGAGAGAUGUCAGAAUGGAAAAAAAAAUGAUGUUUCACUUGGGCAGAAUUCUGUAUGCCAAUAUGUUAUUUACAUGUGUAGAAACUAUUUCUUGUUUUACAAGAUGAAUAUUACAGUUUAUAAUUAUUUGCCAAUGUAAGCUUUGGUACAAGCUUAUGAGUUCCUACAGCAGUGCUGCAUUUUGAUCUCUUUUGCUACCAGCAGGUUAACCAUUUUGAGCAUCAGAGGUUAUCUUAACCACUUGAGCAGUCAGGCAUCCAAGGGUUUAAAUUUAUACUUCACAGGUCCUUCUGGUGGACAAAAUAAUAGAACAGCCUGGGACAAAUAUUGGAUUCUGUUUCCUGUAAAUAUAAGAUAAUAAUUUAAGAAUACAUGUUACAAUAUACCAUUUGAAACAGUUCUGCUUUCUUUGUACCUUCUGGCUGUAUGCUUUCACUUUGAACUUUUAUAUUGUCAUUUUAUAUUCAAUUCCUAUGUAUAUAAAAUGUAU
Nanorana parkeri is the source of this 4425-nucleotide messenger RNA. It is a transcript of the gene TSHZ1, whose product is annotated as teashirt zinc finger homeobox 1. Bases 95 to 3232 code for a protein of 1045 amino acids. Gene Ontology annotation, biological process: regulation of transcription by RNA polymerase II. Gene Ontology annotation, cellular component: nucleus. The record is from RefSeq and is a predicted model, not a curated record. Lineage: Eukaryota; Metazoa; Chordata; Amphibia; Anura; Dicroglossidae. Gene Ontology annotation, molecular function: DNA-binding transcription factor activity, RNA polymerase II-specific; DNA binding. The transcript has 3 exons.